AUGUCGAAGAUCCCAAGAAAUUUUGCGAAAUUUUCAAAGGAAAAUUUUGACAAGCUUCGUAACCAAUGGGAAACUGAAGCGUAUCUCGAAAUAUCGAAAAAUCGUCUUCGGGAACAUGCUGAUCAAAUAAUCGAAGCGAAAUGGGGCACCUUGGAAGGUUGCACUGCGCGUUGUCCUACUUGUGAUUCAAAAUGUGAAGAUAUUAAAGGCACCAGAUAUACACAGCAUACAUCUGCACAUGUGAUCACGGCCUUUGGCGGAUAUAGGUAUGUGCACAGCAGAGAAACAGGCUUGGUUGUUUGUUCUGAAAAAGCAUCACACGAGUUGCGUUGGAAAGGUAACAAUAUUGACCAAUUUGUUGAGUUAAACAUGUUGAUGGACAUCAACCAACCACCUUGGCUAAAAAUAGAGCCUAAAGAUGUUGCGGAUAACGAGAUAAGAAAUAUGCGUGGUGAUGGUGGCAUCUUUGAGAGGAAUGGUGUGAAAAAUAUG
Molecule: messenger RNA, 492 nt
Organism: Ambispora gerdemannii
Lineage: Eukaryota; Fungi; Glomeromycota; Glomeromycetes; Archaeosporales; Ambisporaceae
Source: the annotation of a GenBank genome assembly